Pelobates fuscus (common spadefoot toad) is the source of this 1170-nucleotide messenger RNA. RefSeq names its product ankyrin repeat and SOCS box containing 9 (gene ASB9). The record is from RefSeq and is a predicted model, not a curated record. The transcript is spliced from 8 exons. Gene Ontology annotation, biological process: intracellular signal transduction; protein ubiquitination; positive regulation of protein catabolic process. Gene Ontology annotation, molecular function: protein binding. Bases 286 to 1170 code for a protein of 294 amino acids. Lineage: Eukaryota; Metazoa; Chordata; Amphibia; Anura; Pelobatidae.
CAGUCACCUCAGGCAUAUUUCUUUUGGCUGAAGUUGCAUAACAGGAAUACUGCGUCUAAUCCCUCUUUCUCUCUCUGUUUUUUUGGCACAGCAAUUUUUUUUCUCUUUUCUCUCCUGAAACAAAAUAUAUAGCAGUGACUGUCUGAAGCUGAUUGGACAUGAUUUUUUUGAAAGGAUGUGAGAAGCACACCGCCUUGCAUUUGGACACAGUGUGUCGGUCAUCCUGCUUUUUAUCUGGAUCCGAAAAGUUUUUAUUGUUGCUAAAUUCAAGUACAAGUAGCACAGAUGGAUGCUGAGCAAGUGAAUAUAAGAAGCCGAGAGUCCCAAAAUACCAGGCGUCAUUUUCCUGAUAUGUGCAUGUCAAAUCCACUAAUGGGGGAUUUUGCUUCGGACUGGUCUUUACUACACGAUGCAUCCAUUCAUGGGCGCCUGGUUUCUUUAAACAAGCUCAUUAACCAGGGAUUUAGUGUAAAUCAGAUUACCGCAGAUCAUGUAUCACCUCUACAUGAAGCGUGCCUCGGAGGUCAUCCUGCCUGUGUCAAACUCUUACUGAAACAUGGAGCCGAGGUUAAUAUUCCAAACGUAGACUGGAAAACUCCUGUGUUUAAUGCAUGUGUCAGUGGCAAUGUGGCUUGUGUCAAUCUGCUGUUAAAGCAUGGAGCCAGUCCAAACGGCAUCUGUGACGUAGCCUCUCCAAUUCACGAAGCAGCUAGGAGAGGUUAUUCUGACUGUGUGGAAUCCCUUUCUCUGGCUGGGGCCAGCGUACAGCAAUCCAUCAGUCACUUAGGAUCUCCGCUUUACAUGGCCUGUGAGAAUCAAAAGGUGGACACUGCCAAAAAACUGCUCGAGCUAGGAGCAAGUGCCAAUGUUGGUAAAGACUUGGACACACCUUUACACAUGGCUGCAAGAACAUCUAAUGCUGAUCUGGUUAAUUUGCUCAUUGACUUUGGAGGUGACACUCAAUUGAAGAAUGCAGAAGGAAAACGCCCGUCAGAAUUAGUUCAACCAAACUGUCCUGUAAACCUAGUGUUUAAUAAAAGAGAAGGACCGCUGAGUUUGAAGCAGAUAUGUCGCCUCUGUAUUAGAAAAUGUUUUGGACAAAAUCAACAUCAUAGAAUGUCUGAGAUUCUACUUCCAGAAACAUUAAAAUGCUUUCUUUUAUACAGAUAA